UCGCGUUUUUUUGUUGCAAGAGUCUUUCAGAGGUGCAGCCAUGGCCGAGGCCAGCACCACGAGCACUUCUAGACUCAGUGGGCUCACGGGCUCGCGCAAGAAGACCCAGCUGGAAGUGCUGCAGCACCUGGUGACCAAGCACAUUACGGACCCGUCCCUCAUAAACCUGGCGAAUGCGAGCGACUUUGGGAUCACGUCCACUGAGCGUGGCAUCUCCCGCUACGAGAACACCCACCUGGUGGCAGCGUUGGACACGCUGUUAGCCUACCAGCGCGACCGGCGUGCCAAGGCGCUCGGCGGUCUCGCCAUCAUGAGGAGGUCGUACACACACGACCCCCGGACACGAUUGAUAGAGCUCCUGAAGCGGUGGUUGCGGGCCAGCGCACCGAACAAGGACGUUCUGGAAGAGGAAGUGCACAGAAUGUGCAUGCUUUGUCGUGACAUCCUCAAUCACCCAAACCUGUUCCCGUCUCGCAACACUAGAAGCUUCAUGCAGACGCUCGCGGAGGUCUACCAGCACCUGCAGGUCCAGCUGCGGGAAGUGCUGGAGAGAGACCGCACGUGCGCGGAGCUGGCAGUGCGGUGCCUCUCCCUGAGCAGGAACCUCAUCGCCGACGCCAUCAUCUUCCUGCUGGUGGCCACCACUGACCUGGGGAAGACGGACAAGCUGCCGUCGGUGGAGGUGGUCGCGCUGUGGCAGUCCCUGCCCAGCGAGACGAACCCGCUGCCGAGCCGCGCCGAUGUGGCGCUGCAGAAGCUCAUGAAGGAGGGCUGGCAGACCACGUGCGGUGCGGUGGUGGCCCGACUGCUGAGCAUGCCGUCCACCUUUCGCGUCUUCGACUCCGCGGGGGCCGAGGCUGAGGCCCAGGCCUCGAGCGGCUUCACGGCCGCGGGCGGCGCCACGGGCUCGACCAGUCAGCCGGCGACGGCGGCGGAGAUCGACGGCGCUGGUGUCCGCAAUCGCGGCGGACAGCGUGACCACUUUCUUCGCGGAGGUCCGGCAGGAGCUGGAAAGGGACGCGCUCAAGGCGAACUCCGGCUUCGCGGGGCCCUUCCGGGAGGCCCGGCUAAAGAAGUUCCGGCUGACGUUCGUGGACGCAGCGGAGACCGUGUUCCACCUGGUCUACCUUCUGGGCGAAGUGCUCGUGCACUUCCAGAGGAUCAGCGACGGAAUGGGCGAUUACGGCAUGAUCCGGGUGGCUCCGUGGCUCCACCCGUUCUUGGACGCGAUCGUGGAUAA
Prorocentrum cordatum is the source of this 1240-nucleotide messenger RNA. NCBI's taxonomy places the organism in Eukaryota, Dinophyceae, Prorocentrales, Prorocentraceae. The record is from the annotation of a GenBank genome assembly.